Molecule: messenger RNA, 1493 nt
Organism: Manihot esculenta (cassava)
Lineage: Eukaryota; Viridiplantae; Streptophyta; Magnoliopsida; Malpighiales; Euphorbiaceae
Product: NAC domain-containing protein 92
Exons: 4
Coding region: 166-1137 (323 amino acids)
Biological process (GO): regulation of DNA-templated transcription
Molecular function (GO): DNA binding
Source: RefSeq, a predicted model, not a curated record
GGAGGUUGCCUCGUUUUCCCUUGUAUGAGAAGACCAGUAUUAGGUGAGAGCUUGAGAGAUACUCUAUCUUCAUCAUUUCUUUUCUUCACAGCAGAAGCUUAAAUUCUCAGAUUUCGUGUGCAUGUGCAGAAGCAUACGGGUGAGAAAGGAAAGAAGGAGAAAGUCAUGGAAGGAGAUGCAAAGGAGGAAACUUUGCCUCCAGGGUUUCGAUUUCACCCUACAGAUGAAGAACUCAUCACGUACUAUCUCGUGAACAAGAUCUCAGAUGCUAAUUUCACAGGGAGAGCUGUUGCUGAUGUUGAUCUCAACAAGUGCGAGCCUUGGGAUCUUCCAGGGAAGGCAAAAAUGGGAGAAAAAGAGUGGUACUUCUUCAGCCUUCGAGAUAGAAAAUACCCAACUGGUGUGAGAACAAAUCGAGCUACAAAUACGGGUUAUUGGAAGACAACGGGAAAAGAUAAGGAGAUUUUCAACAGUGUCACGUCAGAAUUAGUUGGGAUGAAGAAGACAUUGGUUUUCUACAGAGGGAGAGCCCCCAGAGGAGAGAAAACCAACUGGGUCAUGCAUGAAUAUCGCAUCCACUCCAAAUCUGGAUUCAGAACUAGCAAGCAGGACGAAUGGGUAGUUUGCCGUGUCUUCCAGAAAAGUGCAGGCGCUAAAAAGUACCCUUCAAACCAAUCCAGAGCUGUGAAUCCCUACAGCCUUGAGAUGGGAAGCAGCGUUGUACCCUCACAAAUGAUGCAGGCUCCAGAGAACUAUCAGUUUCCCGUCGGAAGAAAUUACAUGAAUCAAGCAGAGCUGGCAGAGCUCACCAGGGCUUUCAGAGCCGGUGGAUCAAGUAGUGUAAAUCUACCAGUUCAAUCUCAAAUGAACUACCCACUUGGAGUUGGAGGAGGGUGCUUCACCAUUUCAGGGUUGAACAUUAACCUUGGGGGAGCGCCAACACAGCCCGUUUAUAGGCCGAUGCAGCCUCCUCAAGUGAUGAACCAACAAGAUGUCUCUUCUUCCAUGAUGACUAGUUCUGCGUUCGCUGCAGAGGGUGGGUAUGUUGCAGAAAUCAAUAACCCAAAUGGGGCAAGCAACAGAUUUAUGGGCGUAGACCAUUGCAUGGAUUUUGAUAACUACUGGCCUUCUUACUGAGAGGUUGAUGAAUGGAUGAAGCUAAUAGAACAAACUGUUUGUUAAUGUGGAUUUUAUAGAUUAGUUAUGCUUAAUUAGUUCUAAGUACUUUGAAUUAUAAUUUGUUAUGUGAUGAGAAUGGGUAAAAUACCCAGCACUUUAGAGUGAUCCCUGAAUUCUCUCUAUCUCCCUUUUCUUCUAUAGAAAAAAAGGAUACAUGCAUGUUCCUUUUUGUUUAAUAAUUAUAGACCUUCAACUUUCUCUUCAGUCAUGUAUUUUUGAGAGAUUUUGUAGUAGGAAAAAGAAAAUCACACUUAAUAAAAUAAAUGUGACCAUCUAUAUUCAUAGUUUAAUUCAAUUAAGAAAAAAAUCAAUUA